This is a messenger RNA of Oryzias latipes (Japanese medaka), 1157 nucleotides long. It is a transcript of the gene stc1l, whose product is annotated as stanniocalcin 1, like. The record is from RefSeq and is a predicted model, not a curated record. Gene Ontology annotation, biological process: intracellular calcium ion homeostasis. Gene Ontology annotation, cellular component: extracellular region. NCBI's taxonomy places the organism in Eukaryota, Metazoa, Chordata, Actinopteri, Beloniformes, Adrianichthyidae. Gene Ontology annotation, molecular function: hormone activity.
GCAGACUCCAAAUCCUUGAACACCUCCCUCCUCCACCUGCUCCACCUCAGAGAGAAGAUGCUGUGCGCCUCCCCCCUGCUGCUGCUCCUCGGCCUCUGCGCCGCCGCCGCCGCCUUCCAGCUGCCGCCGGAGGAGGCCGCCCCCCGCCGGGCGCGCUUCUCCGCCAACACCCCCGGUGAGGUGACUCGAUGCCUGAACAGCGCCGUGGCCGUGGGCUGCGGCUUCUUCUCCUGCCUGGAGAACUCCACCUGCGACACCGACGGCAUGCACGAGAUCUGCGAGCUCUUCCUGCAGUCCGCCGCCAGCUUCAACACGGAGGGAAAGACCUUCGUGAAGAGGAGUCUGCAGUGCAUCUCGCAGGGGAUCUCCAACAAAGUCUUCCAGGCCAUCCGGCGCUGCAACAUCUUCCAGAGGAUGAUCGCUGAGGUUCAGGAGGAGUGCUACACCAGUCUGGACAUCUGCACCGUGGCCCGCACCAACCCCAACGCCAUUGUAGAGGUGGUGCAGGUCCCCUCUCACUUCCCCAACAGGUACUACAGCACGCUGCUGCAGACGCUGCAGGCCUGCGACGAGCAGACGGUGGAGGCGGUCCGGGCCGGGGUCAUCGCCCGGGUGGGUCCCGACAUGGAGACCUUCCUCCAGCUGGUCCAGAACAAGCCCUGCCCCCCCGGCUCCACGCGCCCCGCCUACAGCAACCCGUCCAGCUGGAGGAACAUGCCGGUGUUCAACAUCCAGCCCAGCUUCACCGACCGGGACCCCACCCACCUGUUCGCCAGGAGGUCCGUGGAGGACCAGGACAGGCAGGGGGCGGUCCAUGCCGAAGACUAGACGUCUUCAUCAGCACGCUGACACCCCCCACAGAAGAAAACUGUAGAUUUAAGACGACGGUCUCUUAGUCCAUCCACAGACUUUCUGAACACUUAUUCUAAUGGAUAUUUAUUAACCUGACUUAUGAGGGGGGGGGUUAGUUCAGGGGGAGGGCCGUGGGGGUCAGGAGCUCCACGCUGGACGUGAAGCUCUCUCCACUACUACGGCCCAAAAAUGUGGAGAAGGAGAUGAAAAUGUGCCGUUUGUUUCAGAAAUAAAUCUUGUAAUACGGUCAAAAACGUUGCUGUCAGGAAUUAUUGCUCAUCAAUAAACAGGAAAAACAGAAAUUC